Molecule: messenger RNA, 2659 nt
Organism: Physella acuta
Lineage: Eukaryota; Metazoa; Mollusca; Gastropoda; Physidae
Product: alkaline phosphatase, tissue-nonspecific isozyme-like
Biological process (GO): dephosphorylation
Molecular function (GO): alkaline phosphatase activity
Source: RefSeq, a predicted model, not a curated record
CACAGGAGGAAUGGCUGCACCAGGGUCGGGCAGAGCUGCGACGUGCCAUCAUGGUCUCCAGACGUCACAACAAAAAUCUGGCCAAAAACGUCAUCCUCUUCAUCGGUGACGGCAUGGGCAUAUCCACGGUCACGGCUUCUAGGAUCAGAGGAGGCCAGUUGAGGGGUGAGAAAGGCGAGGAGAACCUGUUGUACUUUGAACGGUUCCCCCACGUUGGUCUUAUAAAGACCUACAGCGCCGACUCCCAGGUGACCGGCUCUGCUGCGGCCGGAAGUGCCAUCCUGACAGGUGUGAAGAUCAAUUCAGGUGUGGUGGGCUGCGACAGCCGGGUCAAGAAGGGCAACUGUACGACCUUCACCGACAAGACCAGGCUCAAAACCAUCGUCCACGCCUUUGUUGAUGAGGGCCUCUCCACGGGGAUUGUGACCAACUCUCGCAUCACCCACGCCACCCCCGCCUCGGCCUACGCCCAGACUCCACAUCGAGGCUGGGAGGGGGACGUGGACAUGUCUUCAGGGGCGGACACCGCCGACUGUCGGCAUGUGGACGACAUCGCAAAACAGUUGGUGCGGAAUAACUCCAACAUCAAAGUUCUUCUAGGAGGUGGGCGCAGGUAUUUUCUGGACAAUGAAACAGCUGACCCGGUCACUGGCAAGAUUGACCAGUACCAGAGACGUGACGGGCUCAACUUGAUUGAGGAAUGGAAACAGGACAAGAUUCUCCGUAAUGAGAGUCAUAGUUACGUCUGGAACCGUGAGCAGCUCAACUCUGUCGAUGCUAAAACCACCAACUACCUUCUGGGCCUCUUCAACCCAAGUCACAUGGAUUAUGACGUAACAACAACCAGCCAAUCAGAGAGCAGACAGGAGCCGAACCUGGUUGAGAUGACUGAAAAAGCCAUUCAAAUUCUGCAGAACGAUAAAAACGGUUACUUUCUACUAGUCGAAGGUGCCAGAAUUGACUUCGGUCACCAUGCCAACUCCGCCAUUACUGCCAUCACCGAGACGCUGGAACUGGACGAAGCGGUCAAGGCCGCGGUCCGGAUGACGGACAGUCAGGACACCCUGAUCAUGGUCACCGCUGACCACAGCCACGCCUUCGCCAUCCAGGGGUACGCACCCAGGGGCAACGACAUUUUAGGAACCGCGGACCCAGGUGUUGAUUCUUAUCCGUUAGACGGCCUGCCCUACACGACCCUGGGGUACACAAAUGGGCCGAUCUUCAACAGGGCUGACCUUUCAAAUGUUGAUACAGGUUCCUUCAACUUCCGGCAACAGGGCUGUAUCCCAGUCAGCGUCGAGACCCACGCCGGUGAAGACGUGAGCGUGUACGGCAUGGGCCCCAUGGCCCACCUCCUCCACGCGACCCACGAGCAGAACUACCUGUACCACGUCAUGGAGUACGCCGCCUGCGUCGGCCGCAGCAAGAAGUACUGCAAGAGCAAGUCCCACCGACGGGGCGAGAGUUCGCAGCCCAGCCCGACCAGGGGCAACAAGGAGGAGAGGAGGGGGGGACAACAGAAACGGCAACAAUGAGAGUGAGAAUUGAACGGGGAGCCAGCACUAACAGGGGAUAAAGCAAUAUUUUCACAUGCCACAACAUCGUCAUUAUUUAUACACGUUUCAUUUUACUAUUUCAGUUUAAAAACAAAUUUUUAUAUCAUUUUUUUUCACAUUAUUUCCUGCAUUUAAUUAACUGCAUGUGGUUAAUUGUUUCGAUUAGGGAUCGUCCAGAGAUGACAAUAUUGUUUUUAAUUUUUUCCUUAUCCCCCCACUCAGCACGCCCCUAUCGUCUCUCAUAGUCAGAAAAUGCUAAACUACCCCACAUAAAAUGACGUCACCCCACCCCCUUUCUCAAGAUUAAAAUUUUAAUUUUUUUUUUAAAAAUGUCGAUUUCUGUUUAAAAUUUUACUAAGAUCGGUCAGCAUCGAGAUAUUGAUUUCAAUUCACACAAAAAAAUGCUUUUUUAAAAACGCAAAAAAUUCAGUCUCUAAAAUUACUUUUACAAUGCAAACGUGUGUCGUCACACCUUCUGACCUCAUACCUUCUUCCCAUCCACAUCGUCACAAAAAUACAACCCCACACCCUAGGAAUGUGACGUCGUUUAUGGACACCCUAAAAAGCUUGACUAACAGUCUACGGAAAUAUUUUUUGUUCGUGAAUGACUUAUUGGUUAUAAGUCCCGUCUAAAGCUUACUUGCUUAGCUUAUAUUUACCUUUUUUAAAUAUAUUAACUUCAAAAAUACAAAGUAUAUUUUCAGUUUGGUACAAGUUUAAAUGUUAGAGCCACAAACACAAAUAAAAUAUUUGUCUGCUGUUUUUUUUAAAAGCAAUAAGUAAUAUCAGUAUUUCUGCUGUAGCUUGUUAAUUUUAAUCAUGGAUAGCUUCCCUUUACUAGAAUAAUUAUUUUUUUCACCCCAAUGCUAUGUAAUUUGUUUUAGACUUUACCAGCCCAUUGUAAAUAGAGUUGACGUCUCUCUUCCUUAUUUUGAUUUUUUUUUUAAAUAUUUAAAAUGUAAAAAAAAAAUUGCAUGACUAAAAUGCACUUUUAAAAUGCUAAACGUAGCAAAGAAAUGUGAUGACAAACAUGAUAUACAUAUUUGCCUUUAAAUGUUACAGUUAAAAUAAACACAAACAGCCGUUUUUGUUAAAAUUUAAAA